Messenger RNA from Parnassius mnemosyne (clouded apollo), 753 nucleotides. Lineage: Eukaryota; Metazoa; Arthropoda; Insecta; Lepidoptera; Papilionidae. The record is from the annotation of a GenBank genome assembly.
AUGAAUUGUAUCAAACAUGUUACCACGGCACCCUACAGACCACAAGGUAAUGGCGCCGCGGAAAAUGCUGUCAAAACAAUUAAAAAAGUUAUUAAAAGGGCGGUUCACGAAGGUAAAAAUGUGACACAGGCUAUCAACAUAUUUUUAUUUAAGUAUCGGAAUUGCGAACACGCGAGUACAGGAGUGCCUCCCGCGGUCGCCUUGCUCGGGCGGCGGCUGCGCGGGCGCUUGGACGCGAUGCGCCCGGACGUGCGAUGCGCCGCGCAGCAGCGCCAGGCGGCCGCGGCCGGCGGCACUCACCGCGACCACGACCUACAACCCGGUGAUCCCGUGCUGAAUCGUGACUAUACCGCGAGGGGAGAAAAGUGGGCCGAGGGUAAAGUCGUGUGUAAAACGGGCCCAGUCUCAUGUAAGGUGAACAUUGGAAAGGGAAUUGAAUUACGUAGGCAUCUGGAUCAAGUAAUUCCAAUAAAAAAUAAAAAUAGAUAUUCCUUAACGCGCACAAGUCAGACAUCAAGGGAGGAGGAAUCCCAGGGUGAAGAUAGGAAUGGUAAUAAAACUGAUGUGGUCUGUAGUGAUGACGAGGGGGCUUGUUUCGAGGACGCGUCGGGUGGGCCGACAGCAUCGAGGACACGCGCGUCAGCGCCCUUCUCUGAACCUAUCCAGUCCCCGACACUGACGCCGCCCGGACCCGACGCGUCUUCGCGAGCUUUGCGUGCUUUUAACCGUAAUAAGAGAAAUGCAAAGAUUUGA